UAAAUUAGAUAAAAACUACCUAUAAAGCAAUUUUUCUUUGAUCAUACCAGUUUUUAAGAUCCACUUAAAGAAUACACCUUUACUGGACAGUAUUUAAAAAAAGGACUCGUCCUUUUUAAAAAAAUCUUUCAUCACAGUAUAGUUUCCGGCAUUUUGGAAUAGAACUAAUCCAUACCGUAUGGAUGUCGUAAAAGGCCUAAGGGAAAAGCUAAGAAACUUGCAGGCAACCUGUUACAAUUUAAAUCUCUAUUCUACCAUAAAGGCAAACAGGUGAUUUGUCUACCCCGCAGGGGAUAUAGACGUGGCUGUAUGUAUGUAUCACAGUUUAUAAAAUUCUUAGCUCUGAUAAAGCUUUUUUAUUAGAGAACUAGCUGUUGCUCGCGACUUUGUCCGCCUUAAAUCUAUAAAUCAAUUUAUGUUAAUCUAAUAUUUAUGGGAUACACGUAAUUUUUGCAUAAAAGACGAAUCCUUACAAACAUUCGCACUUUUAUUAGUAUUUUAAGUCAACCAGGAUCUCUUUUCGGCCUGUUUACGACACAAAGCUCAGAGACGCUGUUUAUUAUUAGAACUCUUAUUGCCUAUAGCUCUCAGUUCUAGAUCACUAUAAUAACUACUAAGAACCAAGCAAAAUUUGUUAGGUAAGUGGUGUAAUUAGUCAUGCAAAGUAACAAAAAUCUUAAAAUAUAUUUAAUGCCAAAACAUAGUUAACUGUAAACAAAAUGGCAAAUGAUCGUUAUCAACUAAUCAAACGAACAAUUAUGAAUUAGCGGUUUACACGUCAAUACAUAAACAAUAGGAAGAGUAGAAACGUAUAUUGAAUAUUUCCAAUUUAAUAAAUGUAAUGUAUUAUCAAUAGAACUAGUAUCAUGAUAAGUACAUAGUCUUCGAUAAUCUUCCACGCAUACGAACAACAGCUACUGUAUAAUAAUAAAAAAAACUAUUGAUAUUGCUGCAAAGAGAAUUUGUAGGUACUAAGAGUCGCUGCCUGUUACCUACAACCCCUUAGAAACUCCAUGGUGACGGUGCCCGCGGGCGACACGAGUGUGGGGUACAGAGAAUAUUUAUAUCAAAGAAAAGGGAUAUCAUUUCAAGUUAAUGGAUCUAUUAUUUAACCCAUCAAUCAAACUAGACUAUAAAAGGAAAGAUAAGUAUUGCACCUCCUUUAGUAGUCUAGUGUAAUUUGUGAAGCAGAGAUGGUAAGUCAAUUCCAUGAAACCGCUAAAAUAGGAAGAUCAACAUAAAUUAUAUAUAAGUUUAGAGAUUUGCAGAUUCCUAAGAAGUGUAUAAUAUCGUAAUAUUUUAAAUAAUUUGUUAUCUUUAUAUAGGCUGACAUGAAAUUCAUGAUCAGCAUUUUUAUUCUAAAAAAAAUAUUAAAACGUCUAUAAAGAACAAAAUCAAAUAAAAAAAUAUUUCAAAUGAGGGCAGCACUACACCGUUGAAAAAUGUGAAACCGCUUGAGGUUGCUAGCCCAUCGCCUAAAUGAAGAAUCCUAAGUUUAUAAGCCCCCUUAGUGACCUUUUACAUGUUUACAUAGUUAUUUACUUUUUAUACAUAUUGCUUCUUUUAUUUUUUUUUAAAUUCUUUAUGCAAAUGUGACGUAGUUUAGAAAGUAUAAGUAAUAAGUACAACAAUAACGCCAUAAAUUUUUAUUAAAAAUUAAGGACUAAGGGAUAGGCUUACAAACUUGGGAUUCUUUUUUAGGCGACAGGCUAGCAACCUGUCACUAUUUGAAUCUCAAUUCUAUCAUUAAGCCAAAUAGCUGAACGUGGCCUUCAGUCUUUUCAAGACUGUUGGCUCUGUCUACCCCGUAAGGGAUAUAGACGUGAUGAUAUGUAUGUAUGUAAAAAUAAAAAUACUUAACUUACUCAAAUCUUAACGUUUACCAAAUCACCGAUUACAAAAUAGAUUCGUAGAAACCGAUUUUACUCGUUCAUGGAACCAAUUUGGCAAUAUCUGCACAGUAUUAAGUUCACUACUUGCAAAAUGUUAACUAAACAUUUUUAAUUUAAACUUUUUCCUUUUUCAGGCAGCAAAAUCUUUCAUUACCAUUACAAUGUGUUGUGGGGUUAUAAUAGGAAUUCAAACAGUUUUGGCAUCAACACUAAGGAGAACUUCGGAUAUUGAUGAAUAUAUGAUAAGAGACCAAAAAACUCGAAGAAGGCAAAACUAUAUCGAGGAAUCGGCAUUAGAAAAAGAUUUAUUCGAAAAUAUCAAUGACAUUUUACCUCUCAAACAAUUCGAUCCAGAUGAGACAGAAGAACAACCAUCGCUCACAGUAGAUUAUGCCAAUAUGAUAAGAAACGAUAUAAUUCUGUUAGACAACUCAGUUGAAACAAGAACUAGAAAGAGAGGAAAUAUAAAAGUGGAAAAAAACAAUCAAGCGUUACCAGACUUUGACUGUAACUGCGAAAUUGAUAAUAAACCACAAGAUUUAGGUGUUAACGCUUUUCCACGCUUUAUACAAAAUAAAACGUGCAGUGAACAAAAAUGUCAUCCUGCUUACUUGUGUCAGCCAAGUAUAUACUACUUCAAAAUUUUGAAGAGAAAGGAGCGUAAGUCACAGAAACAAGAGCCGCAAUUAGAAAGGCAAAUACCAGAGGAACUGAAGCACAGAUUUGUGAUAGAAGAACAUCCUGUUAUUACAGCAUGUAUUUGUACUAGGGACUAUAUUCUAUACUAGAAUAGUACAUCAUGUUAUAGUAAUCAAAUAGAAGACAUUAAAAAACCUAUAUUUUCUUACUACCUCAAAUUUGUACCAUAAUUCAAAGAUAAAAAAUAAAAGUGAUAUAAAAACUACAGUAAUUUGUUUUUUCAAUAUUUAUUUAAAUAAACUUAAUGUAGGUAACAUAUUUAUUAUGCACUUGAAUCACUGUACAGUAAAACAUAACU
Molecule: messenger RNA, 2889 nt
Organism: Amyelois transitella
Lineage: Eukaryota; Metazoa; Arthropoda; Insecta; Lepidoptera; Pyralidae
Gene: PTTH
Product: prothoracicotropic hormone
Exons: 4
Coding region: 2054-2680 (208 amino acids)
Source: RefSeq, a predicted model, not a curated record